Messenger RNA from Bipolaris victoriae FI3, 240 nucleotides. RefSeq lists its product as hypothetical. The transcript has 2 exons. The coding region runs from base 1 to 240 and encodes 79 amino acids. The record is from RefSeq and is a predicted model, not a curated record. NCBI's taxonomy places the organism in Eukaryota, Fungi, Ascomycota, Dothideomycetes, Pleosporales, Pleosporaceae.
AUGCGCGGAAGAAUGGCGUGCAUAGCAGGCGGUGCCCCAGAUUCUAAAAUUAUUGUUACACCAUCGCGAACUCAGCCUCUAGAGCGCCCUAGUAUUUUAACCUUUGCUGACGGUGGAGCCCAAGACCGUCAGCAAAUCCUCAGCUCUCCCUCCCAUCACCGCCAUCUGAUCACGCUCUGCGGCGGACCUAACCGCAUUCUCUUGCUGGAAAAAUUCCGGUCCAUAUGUCAGACGCAGUAA